CAAAAUCAGAAGCCACUCAUUUUCUUCGUCUCCUAAAAACACUCUGACUCUCUCUUCUUUCCUUCUUCACCUUCUUCCUCUGUUGUCUUCUUCAUCUUCUUCUUACGAGAAGAAGAAGAUAAAUACUGAUUAGUAGGAGAUCAAAAGGUACGGACAUGGAAGGUAUAAUACCUAUGGUUUAUAAGGCAAUCAGGAAGAACAAAACUCGCCGGACCUACGAUAGUCUGUCGGCCGACGUAUCCCGACCUAUAAACAUCGCCGAUUUCUACCUCAAUGGCGGUCACACCGGUUAUGAUUAUGACGAUUCGACGUCGUCGAAGGACAGAAUCGGCCGUAGUUUCUACGCGGAGGCCGGCAACGUCGUCGGCACUCAUAAGCGACAUAGAUCUGUCGGAGAUUUUACAACGACAGACGAUCUUUCGUACGAUGCGUUUCCAUCACUCCCUCACGUUGAGCGGAAGCAGCAACUUGUGAGAUUUGGGAGCCACAGAAUGUUCUGCUGCGUAACCGGCGCGUAAGGCAUGUUCGGGUACUAACUAUGUAUUCUCUCUAUAUGAUUUCCGUUUAAUUAUGAUUAAAAAGAUUCAUAAAUGCUUGAAAAAGAAAAAGAAAAUUUCUUAAUUCGAUCGUCUUGGUUCUUUUUGGGGGGGGAAAUAGUC
This is a messenger RNA of Carica papaya (papaya), 659 nucleotides long. RefSeq lists its product as uncharacterized. The record is from RefSeq and is a predicted model, not a curated record. NCBI's taxonomy places the organism in Eukaryota, Viridiplantae, Streptophyta, Magnoliopsida, Brassicales, Caricaceae.